AUUUGUAUUAUUAUUGUUAUUAUCCAAAAAUGUAAACAGACAGGUAUAUUAUCAACAAAUCUAAACUCCUAAAAAACGCAAGGUGGUGUACCUGUAACUCUCUGCCAAUAGAGUAAGGAAUAUGAUUAAAAAUGGCCAAUGACCCAUACGAAGUCCGGCUAUUAAAGGAAAUUGAGUUUUUCCACACAGACUUGAACCGUCACAAGGCAGAGUGUAUGCUCCUACAAAAUGGUCAGCAGGGAUCAUUUCUAAUUAGGAACAGCUCCAAGCCCAACCCGAACGAAUUUGCCGUCUCAGUCAGAACGGAUGAUGCAGUAAAGAAUUUUGAGUUAUUCUGGUCGGAGGAUGGUUUCCAGUUCGGCCAUGGCACAUACUUGACUUGCGAGGAUCUGACCCGCCACUUCAGCAGCAAACCCCUGCUGGCAGGAGACUCGGGUAAAUCCAUAUUGCUGGAGCACCCCUACCCAAGGGAUGUUCUUGAGCCACAGAUCUAUGAUGCAGUGUGCGUACACGCAGAGGGGGGUAACGUGGUAGAGGACAAACACAUGCGCAACAACUACUCUAUCAAUUCCAAGGAUGGAUAUCUCACUAAACUUGGCGCUAUAUUUAAGACAUGGAAGGUUCGGUAUUGGAAGCUGCAGUCUAAUGAGCUGAAGUAUUUCAAGGACACAUCCGGGCGGCACCCAAUACGGACACUUGACCUGGACGAAUGCAAGGAUUGCAAGUUUCUGGGCAAAUUCCGCGGAAAGGAGCAUGUGUUCAGUUUAGAGUUUGGCUGGCGGACAUUUUACCUGUUUGGGAAGAAUGAUGAUGAAUCUCAAGACUGGGUGGAGAGGAUUAAGUGGAGACUGGAUAACAUGAACAAGGGGUAACCAGAGAGCCAGGCAGGGUGGUGGUGUAUCACGACCUUCAUUCUGCAGUAGGGCUCACCAGCAUCUACUCAUCAUUGUGCCAAUAUGGAUGGAAAUCAUCUAUAUUUGUUGGGAAGACAAAGAACAGCUAUAACAACAACAAAUAGCUAGAAAACAACAAUAAAAACAUUCUUUUGAUAAGAGGAUGUAAAGUAAAGAAAGACGUUGAAGAUAGUGUUUGGCAAUUCCUACUAGUCCAUAUGUAUAUAGGUACACGUCAUGACUCAUUGAGGCAUUGCAAAUGGUGUAUUUUUAACAUAUACAGAUUUAUACUAUUUUAGUGCUCAUGUUUUGAACAAUUAGUGCCUUUUCAUUUUGAUUAUAAAUCCAUUUCAGUCAUGUACAGUAUACCUUUCAUUUAUAGUUAUUCUUUAAAGUUCCACAAUUGAAAUGUUUUGUUCUUUUUACUGAAAUUUGUUCUUUUCUGAAUGUAUGUCAGAACUUUAUUGAUGUCAAAGUAUAAUCAUGUUGUUGUUGUUUUUAUUUUGAAAACAGGUUGUUGUUCCUUCUGUUCUAGUUAGCAAUAAUUUCUAUAAAUCUUUUUUUUAUUGUUAUAUAAAGUACAGUUUUUACUCUUUUUAUAAAUGUUGUAAGAGUGUGAAAUAGCCAUCUCAGGUUGCAAUAGUUCUCAGCUGCAUUUUAGAGGUCUGUUAUCAUCAAAGACAUUCAUUGUGUGUUGAGUUUUAAUGCUAAGGUAUUAUUCUGUAUUCACAUUUCUGCUGUUCUACUUUAAGCUUCAAUUUUGAAUACUUCAUUUUCUUUACAAAUGUUGUUGGCAGUAUUUUGUUCACUAUGCAAUCAAUAUUUUUACAUUGACAUUGUUGUUAUAUUUUAUAUCACCUGCCUAACAUUGCAUAGCUUGAGAGAUCAGGCCCUAUUUAAUCAACUCUACUCAUUUAACUACUUAAGAGCCUAGCAUGGUACAAAUUUUUUUUGGUUGAUUUACUUAAAUAUACCCAAUUGAGAAGAGACUUGAGAAUAUUUGAGAACUGGGGCCAGAAAUCCAUCAUACAGGAUUUAACAUCCUCACCAAACCUUUGUGUCCUGAUGGUAUAAUUGUUUUGCUUUGAUGGGUUUUGAAACGACUUGUCACACAAUAGUUUCACACAUUGAAGUGCCAUGACAGUCCAUGAGGUCCCAAUUACAGGUCAAACUUUAUGCAAGCAUACAUAUUUCAUUUCAGAACUUUUUGGAGAAAAUAUUCAAUUUGUCUCAUGUAAAUAGCAGUGAGAGAUCAAAUUGUCUGAGUUCGGCUUGUCAGGGCUGCCAUGCAUUUGGUGUUUUGAAAAUAACUUGGCACAAAUGCUCAGCAUGAGAAGACGUCAUGUUGUGUAAAAGUUCCAUAUCUUUUGGCCAAAGGUCAAGGUCAUGUUCAGUAGUCAUGGGCAAACAAUUUAUUGUAUCUUGACUUGUUUGGUCUGUAACUUGGCCAUACAUUGAGGAAUUUUCAAAUAGUUUUGCACAGAGGUUGACCCCGAGACGAUGGGUUAUACAUCAAAGUAACACAUAUGAUUUAUAUUUUUUGUAAUCAACUUGCUUAUAGUUACAUUCAGGAUCAAACAACAACCUGUCUCAGAAGAUUUACGUGAUUAUUACAGCAGUAGGCUCUAUAUCGUCAUGGCCUUUCAGCGUCAAAUAUCUGGUUUUAAUGAUUGUAUUUAUAGUAUUAGAACUUUUUUUUGUAUCUUGACAAUUGUAAUGAAUAGCAGUUGAAAUAUGUUUGUAUGACAUUUUAUCAAAAGAGGAAUUGCAGAUAGUUAUUAUUGUAUUUGAUUAGCGUUUUAAUGUUUAAUAAUUUAAAUCAGUUAGCUCAGUAGUUGAUACAGACAAUUCUCUGAUGAAUAUAAAUGGUCUGAAUUUUUUCCAGAGAAACCCGUUUUUAUACUUAUGCAAAAAGCAUUGUGUUUUUUUUCCUCUGAAUCUAUUCACCAUGGAGUUGACUCAGUGGAGCAUACAUCGUUCCAACAACAGAUUAUUUUUAUUAUAAAAAUAUUUUAACUUAUUUUAUAUUACAUAAUUGUUGUUGUUGAAAGCGAUCUCUGAAAUGCACAUGGCUUAAAAAGCCUUGUAAAAUGUAGUCAAGAUAGUGAAUCUGCCAAACUUUGUUAAAUAUGUCUUUCGUAAUAUUUUAUUUUUCCAUUUUAAUGAUAUUUAAUUUCAUAUUCAGUUUUCUGCAUUUACCAUUUUAAGAAAUUUGCAGUUUGUGUUCUAAAAUUUCUUUUUUUCUAAAGAUUUUUGUUUUAUUCAUUAUAACCUUAAAUCUUAGAUUUUUUGUUUAAAUUUGAUUAUUUGCACUUCUCAGUUAUCUCAGAUCAUAUGGUCACACAUUUCUCAAUAAUUAAUAUUUUACUGUGAUGUUGAAUACUUUUAAAUAUUUGAAACUCCAACUAUAAUGCCUAAUAAUAAGUCCGAACAUCGCAAGGAUAUUGAAUCUUUAAAAGUUGUACUACUACUGAACCAGUAGGGGAGAAGAUCAGUCGGACACUUUUUCAAGUUUUUUUUAUGUAUCCUCAACUUCUGAUUUGUUGAGAUAUUGGAUAAAAAAAAUCAGAACGGUCAACUCCAGGGCCCUGUUUCAGUAACAUUUCUAAUUUGUAAACCGUACAUAAGUGUGCUCAGGGAUACCCAUAAAGUUUAGGGCAUAAUCUAUGUGAUGAAAGUCCUUACAAUAUUUUCAUUAAAAGUUAACAUAGUGCAAGCCAAAAUUCAGGUUACGCCUUGAAAUUUAUGAUCUAGUCUUAUGAUCAUUACUGAAACAGGGCCCACCUCUUCAACUAAUAUAAAGAAACAAAAUAAGCAGAAAUGAAAUAAAUUGUCUUUGUUUUCUAUGGUUCCAAAAUAGGUGUACAAAUGGGGUAAAUUUUUGGUUGAAUAGUAUUGUUUUUUUCUGAAAAUGACGUAAAACAAAUAUUUUUUCGUUAUUUCUGUGACAUUUUUUUAUUAAUAGUAAAUUUGAAGCUUUCCAUUGCCUUUGAAAUAUUACUGUUUAGCCGACCCUAUGCCUCCUUUAUAACGAUGUUCUAACUUGAUUUUCCAUGAUGACUGAUGUUUGUUGAAAAACAAAGCAAAAUUGUGACUUCCUGUGAUCUACUCCUGUCUGAGAUUUACUCCCCUACUUGUAGGUAUUGUUAUUUUAUAUGUGCCAAAUUUGUAUUUAACCAACAUGUGUACAAUAUAUUUGGAUUGUUUUGCAAAACAUGUUUUUCCUGAAAUGUUUAUUGAAACUUUUGGCUUCUGCUUAAAUAAAUAUAUCAAAAUAAGCUGUAAAGUGAAAAUGUCCAACUAUUUCUACUUUACACCUUAUUUAGGUAUAUUAAUUGUAUGUUUAAAUACUAUGUGCAGAAGGAUAUGUGAAACAUUAAUUGACAAACUUAUGCCUUCACUUCCAUGCACCAGAUCUGCUGUGUUCAUGUAUUAGGCUUUACACAUAGUGUAACGGUAUUUUGGGAAUAAAUAUUAACACAAGUGUUAUUAUAUUGCCACUUAGUGCUAUUUUAUAGAUGCAAUUGUACGGAAAGUUAAUAAAAGUAAUCUGGA
Molecule: messenger RNA, 4448 nt
Organism: Mya arenaria
Lineage: Eukaryota; Metazoa; Mollusca; Bivalvia; Myida; Myidae
Product: dual adapter for phosphotyrosine and 3-phosphotyrosine and 3-phosphoinositide-like
Exons: 9
Coding region: 132-872 (246 amino acids)
Source: RefSeq, a predicted model, not a curated record